AUGGGGGCCGUACUAGGCGCACAAAGGAGGCAGCAGCUAGGGGAAGCACACAGCGUGGAGGCUGGAGACACCGUGCACCUGACCUUUGGUUUCCGCUCCGAAUUGACCCAGUUCAGCGACAGGGUGAUUCGAGUGCACGUCGAAGGGGAAGCUGAAGGGGAAGCUUCAGAGGACUGCAAAGACUUUCAGCAAGCCAGAUGCUGGCAUCUGGGUGGAAGAAAGCAUGCAGAUUGCAAAACAAGACCUGCUUCGGGUGCCGUUGAGAAUGAGCAAUUUGUGGAUCUGGAGAUGCAGUCAGGAGAAGGCAGAGCGACGGGAGCCAGCACACUUGCACGGUCGUACGACAUCCCCGUCAACGGCUUGAUCCUAGCUGCACUCUCCCAAUGCUUUAGGACGAUGCUGACGUCAGGCCUGCAUGAGAGCAAGUCGAAGGAGCAACCACUUGAAGUGACGCUCUCGCCUCAAGUUCGCCUACACGCACCGAAUUCCGCCCGAAAUCUGCGCGGACAAGGAGGCGCUCUGCUGGCUGCUCACUUCGCGGACCGCUUCGAGGCGCCGGCGUGCAUUCACAGUUGCGUCAAGACGCUGACGUCAUCUCCGACAACCCUGAACGACGCCGUCGUGUAUCUCAACCUCCCAGAAGCGGUGAAACGGCACGAGGCGCUGCGGGUGUUAAUGGACGCCGUUUCUGCUUUGACCGGCUGGUCCUUCGAGGAGGUCGCCGCUUGCGAGAGUAUUCUCACCAUGAAAGAGUCCAGCAUGAAGCGCCUCGUCAGCCGCCUUCGAGACUCGGAGGGCGACGUGGAAACGUCGUUCAAUCUUAUCUUACAUUGGUUCCGUUUUGGAGGACAGAAGCGUUGGGGCGCGCUUGAAAGGCUGCUUUCUAUCCUCGGCUUCUGGCGGAUGAGCCUCUCCUUUCUUCGAAACGAUGUAGAAAGCUGUCCUGAGCUCCGCACUGAGGAAGGGCGGGCCCUGGUAGAAAAAGUGAAGGCAUUGAAAGAUCCUAGGGUUAUUGAGGCGACGGCCGCGUGCCAAGCCGAGCCCGCGGCUCCUCAAGGCGCGGCGGUUCAGGUCGCGGGUGCGCCCGCGGCCGCACCAGCAGGGCUGGCAGUUGCGUUGAACCACGGCAAAAGGGUCUCGACUUGGGGGGCGUGGUUAGGGCUUCUUGUAGGGUGUGCGUUGCCGUUUGUGUUUCUGCUUUUAGCAAUCUACUGUCAUCAGGAAGCUUAUACCAUAAUCUUUGUGGUCCUGCUUGGCUUCACUACAUGGGGGUGCCUGCCAUACGCGGGUUGGCGCUUAGGAGGUUCGAUAGGAAAAUGGAUUGCAAAGCGUUUGUAA
Klebsormidium nitens is the source of this 1338-nucleotide messenger RNA. The record is from the annotation of a GenBank genome assembly. Lineage: Eukaryota; Viridiplantae; Streptophyta; Klebsormidiophyceae; Klebsormidiales; Klebsormidiaceae.